UAGGGUUAUUUAAAAAUGGCGGACGCAUCGUCUUCCGAUACUACCUCAGAUUGUUGCAAUGAAUGGUACUCUGAUAUUACCUCCGAAAAAUCGGAGUACGUUAUAGUGGGCGAGAAGCCGUGUCUCUCCCAUCGUCGCAGCAAGAGGCACUUCCUGCAGAAGCUAUUUUUACGAGAGAUCAGAGGUUGUUUAUCAGCGCACAAUUAUGCCUCGGAGGAAAAAUUAUUCGCCGCUGUACCUUCAUGGAGACACUUGCCGCUGCUACACAUAAUCCCGAAAUCAGCGUUAGAAGCAGGACAUAUUGUAAUGGGAUUGACACAAUGUGGUCAGUUUUUACUUACAUACACAUUCUCCAUCGACGUGAGUGGCACUACCUCUUUCUAUAAAUACUUGUUACACUGGUGGGCAUUUACUCCGAAUCACGUAGCGCGUAAAGUCGCGGAAGUUACGCUGUUCGGUAAUUACACUAUCUAUAGAGAAUUAAGUAUCGUUAUAUCUCAGUGGCCAAUGGAAAGGAACAAGCUAGUGAUACACGGUCUUUGUACAAACCUUCCGCCGACAGACAGAGCAUACUUAACAAUAACUACGGUACCGUCUCUGGAUAAUUGUAAAGACUGCUUGAAAGUGGCCGCGUCGUACGAAGAAGAGGGCGAAGAGUUAGCGGCUAAUUGGGACGGUUGUGUACGGUGUAACUGCCUCCAGCAUGGGCUCACUGUCCAUACGACCUACGAAGUAAUUUCCCCAUAUCCUAGGUUCCGUGCCACUGUGUGCUUGAAUUACACGAACCACGUGGUAGUUAACACAGGCAACUUUUUACAUGUGCUCAGGGUGGAUUUGGACAUUCCGCGAUCGAAAAAUCAAAGGUCUUGCGAUAAGAUGCAGGACACCGUGAUACCCGACGCGAUGUCGUUAGACGUGAGCGAUGUCGAGGAAUUGGAUUACACGAAAAUGCUGGAACGUUACGAGAGUUCCGACGAGAAGGCUGGCACGCCCGAGUGCGUGGCCGAUCAGCUGUCCCGGUGCGACACGAAUAUAGAACACGAAUUUUUAGAGGAAUCAAUUAAAUUAGAUGAUAAGUUAGGUCGUGAUUCGUUAAAUACCUCAAACUCCAAUCAAAGCGACUGUGUCUGUGAUACGAAAAGAUCUGUGGACGCGAAAUCGUGCGAGUGUUCCGCGGACUCCGGUGAAUGCAAGUGCUGCAAUGACAUCCCGAUCGUCCGAACUGAGCAACACGCGAUCUCGGUGAGGGACAAGAUCCUGCAGGACUUCUGCGAGGACAUAUCCCAAGAGCUGAACAUCGGCAGUGAUCUGAUUACCCUAGUGAAGCACCCCUCGUGUUCUCCGCGAUCCGCGCCCCAGAGACUUCCCGCCGAUCUCAAAACGAUGACCUGGUCCUCACCGAUCCUCACUCCGCCUUCGGACAUACUGAAGACGCGGAACACGGAGUCUAGUCAUAAAGGUACGCGCGGUCAACGAUCCAGUUCCCCUCAGCCUGGCGGUUCGACGGAUGGAAACGUCGCUGCAGUUAAUUCCCCGUUGCACUCGGUCUCCGUGAGCUCUUCCUCGUCGCGCACGACGCGCCUGAUGUCGCCCCCGGUGACGAGGUCCUUCCGCCAUCCGAGUCCACGCAAAAGGUCGAACCUGCACUCGCCUCCGCCGAUCGUGAGCACGACGUCGACGAGGACGACGAGAGCCACGUAUAAGCUCACUCUUGAGGCUGAGAAAGCGUACGAGUUCACGGACGAGUCGCAGGAGACCUGUGAGAAGCUCAGCUCGUUCCGGAAACGCAGGCUCGCCGAUAAGAAAUACGAGUUCUGCGAGACCGAGGACGCAGAGAACAUAGUUCCUUUCAAGCACAUACGGGAUCAAUUCAAUCGUGGCUGUUCCAUACACCAGAUAUCGUCCUCACCGACGAUGUCUCCGGUACUUCCAAACGGUAAGAAGCACUGGGUGGAUUCCGACCAGAGCGAAACCGAUGAUCUCAGCGUUAAUCAGGAUAUCGCGUCCAACGACUUAUCGGAUUCAGCCGAGAAGAAUGUAUUGCGUCCAUUAAACCAGAAUCAGUUGCCUAACGGUGGUUUCAACAGGGACCGUAUCAACAAGUAUUCCGUCAACUCCUCGCCAUUAGUUCCGAAAUUCAAUUUACAGUAUCCUAGUAUAAAGUGUACGGCGCAUUUCAAGAGGAGCUACAUAGAACUCGACGACGAGAUGAUAUCAGUCAUCACGGACGUCGAAGACGAGGAAACGGGAGGAUACGUCAGUUAUCAAUGCGUGCUUCCUAUGCAUGUCCACGGAUCUGGAUAUGUUCAAAUGCAAAUGAUCAGCAACAUUAAAGCCGAGAGAUUGAUCGUACCUAUCGUCUCGAUAAACCAACGGAGCUUCGAUAUCGAGACGUUCUCUCACCACAUCGCCGACUGGAUGUGUACGAUAUUCAAAAAGAGAUACUGGCACUGCAGCGACUACGACAUAGAAAUAAUAGACGUAUGCGCGUUGAGCGGUGACAUUAUCUGUCUGCUGAUCAUGAAGAUCCAGGCUAGUGAAAUUAACAGUCAAACUCAAUGCUCUCCGGAGAGGAAACAGUACGAAGUGGGAUGUAAGUUCACGUGGAAUAUCGACACGAGCCAGUACAGAAUAACGGACAUACUGCCAUUGGAGGAAGCGAAGCCGGAGGUGUGGGUCCCAAAUUGUAUUUUAAAUUACCGCAGUCCGUUGUGGAAUCCGACUAGGCGUCUGGCGCCGAAGUUGAGGGAGAAGAUACAACAACCGUACGCGCAUACGAUACGAUUUCUGCAUAACGAAAUGACAUUGGCAGGGGAAUCGAUAACCAGACUGUACGACUUGGACAAUCUGGUGGCAUUUUACAUAACGCCAAUGUCGAACUAUUCCUCGACCGAAUGAAGUAAUCAUCGGCGAUUGUCGACAAUAUGUUGUAAACAAUAAUUCGUUUAUUGUUACGAAUCUAAAGGUUCCGUAAGUUAGUAAGUACAAUUGUAAUGGAAUCGUCGUUCCCCGUACAUAAAAUUUACGAUAACUAUUACAGAGAAUCGUUAGUUCCAAGCGGUGAUAUUAACUGCGGAUAUAAUACGUUGUACGAUAGACUCUUAGCAGGCUUUCUUUCGCAAGAAAGAAAGAGAGAGAGAGAGAGUAAUUUCCGAUUAUUAAGUGCGGCUGUUGUAACGGAUUGUCCAAAAUUGAACAUAGAGUUAAGGGGUAACUGAACAACGAACGUUACAAGCAUCUGCUUGAAUUUUUGUAAAUUAUAUUCUAACGCUAUACAUUGACUAUCUAUACACUUAUAGAUAACUUUGGUAAUUUAUUACCAGAUAUACAUAGGUAAACUAAGAACUGAUUGUCGAUGAGUGUUAUAUUGUAGGUGGUUUCAAAGUAAGGCGAAGAACGAAUAACGACAAAGUAUUUAGUAAUUUUUGGUCCCCCGAAAUUAACACGCGAUUCGCGAAAAGAAAAAUAUAUAUAUAUUAUAUAUUUACGUUCUAAUUUUUGAUUCUCUUAUGCCGAAAUUUGCCCUAGCUAGAUUUCCCAUAGGAUCGAAUAACAUUUAUUAUUUAAGUUUGCGCGUGAACGUUCGCGCAAUCAAUUUGUAUUAUAAAGCCAUUUUACCAUAGACUUUUUUAUAUCUGACAAACAGAAUAUACAGGGUGUACCAUUUGAAAUUUCGGUAAACUCCAAAUAGUACACCCGUGCAUAUAAAUAUAUAUAUAAACGUGCAACAAUGUGCGACUAACGGAUGCAUUGUAAUUUAUAUGUAAGUACCGGCCCGAUCUUUCGAGAGAAGACGUUUAAGACUCGGGAGAUAAAAGUUAUUUAAAUUUGCUGAAGCAGCCACGAUGAAGCUGGUACGGUCUGUUUCAUAAAUGCAAUAAAAUGUUUGUCAUUAA
This is a messenger RNA of Ceratina calcarata, 3896 nucleotides long. RefSeq lists its product as uncharacterized. NCBI's taxonomy places the organism in Eukaryota, Metazoa, Arthropoda, Insecta, Hymenoptera, Apidae. Gene Ontology annotation, biological process: protein ubiquitination. The record is from RefSeq and is a predicted model, not a curated record. Bases 16 to 2898 code for a protein of 960 amino acids. Gene Ontology annotation, cellular component: Cul4-RING E3 ubiquitin ligase complex. The transcript has 10 exons.